Messenger RNA from Adineta steineri, 1116 nucleotides. The record is from the annotation of a GenBank genome assembly. Lineage: Eukaryota; Metazoa; Rotifera; Eurotatoria; Adinetida; Adinetidae.
AUGCAUAUAAAUGUAUCACCAACUCCACAUCCUCCUCGAAUACGACGUGUGAGUCAACAUGAAUUACAAAGCUUCUUUCCGAAUAUUAGAUCCAAUCGCGUUAGUUCAAAUUCAACAACAUCAAUCCGUUUAUCGCAAGGUUCCGAAGCUUCCCGCUCAUCUUUACUGAAUCGACAAAGUUUACAACGAGGAAACAACAGCCAAUUGAGUCGACAAAGUUGUGGACGGGGAAAUAACAGCCAAUUAAAUCGACAAAGUUUUGAACCAGCAAACAACCGACAAUCAAAUCAACAGAAUGAAUCUGAAUCAGAAGAUAUUAAAUUGAGAAGGAAAAGAUCAUUCCGACGAUGGUGCACUGCUGUGACUAUUUCCACUUUAUUGAUCACAUUGGGUGCUAUUAUUGCAACUAUUAUACUAUUGCUAAUGAAACCAUCAACAUCGACUAGUAGUUCAACAUCAACUUCAUCAACUAGCAGUACAAGCAGUACAAGUUCAACAUCAUCAACAAGUACAUCAACCAGUUCAUCAACAUCAUCAACAACUUCUACUAUAUCAACUACAUCAACAACAAGCACAAGUACAUCAACAUCAACAACCUCGAGUACAUCAACAACAACGACCUCAUCAUCUUCAUCAACAUCAGCAACUACAUCAACUUCUACAACUACAACAACACAAAAUCCAAUAAUCGCCUCUGUAAGCGAAAGCAAUAUAACAGCGGAUCGAUGGAGCUUGAUCAGAUGUUCUUACUUGGCAGCCAUAUCAGCCAAUCUAACACUGGUAUUUACUCUUGACCCAGCCCAUAAAAAUUAUUGGUAUAUGGAUGAUAUGUCUGUAAAAGAUCCAACAUCAGUAGAAAUGCUGACAAACGGUAAUUUAGAGACCAGUCCAUUACUGACUGGAUGGAGUACAGUAUGUGGAACUAUAUCUAGCACUCGUUCUAAUUCAUCGAGCCACUCUUAUUAUGUCGAUUAUUCCUCGUGUAAUUCUGCAUCGAUCUCACAAUCAUUUGCUGCCAUCGGUGGUCAAGUGUACAUUGUUACUUUUUGGCUUUAUCUCGAUGAUACUCCCUCUGGUAGUAAUGGCAACCCUACUGUGGUUGCGACAAUGAAUUAA